Molecule: messenger RNA, 693 nt
Organism: Lathyrus sativus (Indian pea)
Lineage: Eukaryota; Viridiplantae; Streptophyta; Magnoliopsida; Fabales; Fabaceae
Source: the annotation of a GenBank genome assembly
AUGAAACAAAUCAUUGAUCUUGAAGUGGAAGCAUAUGCAGAAUAUGAAUCUGAAGUAACAAGCCAAGUUGCUUCCAAUCUAUCGACUCAAGAAGCCUCUUCCAACAUCACAAACCCUAACUAUGACGAUAUAUCUCUCGACUUAUCUCUCAAUUUCAAGAACAACGAGACACCAACAGCAAGAGAUUCAAAUUUAAUAGGAUUCUCACUCUCAAGCACUUCUGAGAGCAGCAACGAACCUGCAUCAUCAACAGUUCCAAGAGUUUUCUCUUGCAAUUACUGUCAGAGAAAGUUUUUCAGCUCGCAAGCUCUUGGUGGACACCAAAAUGCUCACAAAAGAGAAAGAACAUUGGCGAAAAGAGCUAUGAGAAUGGGAAUUUUUUCUGAUAGGUAUACUGCUAGUUUAGCAUCUCUACCUUUGCAUGGUUCUUUUAGAUCAUUAGGGAUAAAAACACACUCUUCAAUGCAUUAUGGUUUCUCAGUUCCAGCAGCAACUAGGCCUCAUCAUCGUCACGAGACGAAGAUCAAUACGAUAUUCUUGGAAGAUGAGGAGUCGGAGUUGUUGUGGCCGGGUAGUUUUCGAAAGGCCUCGGACUCGGAGGAGGGUGAUGGACAAGAGAAUUUCAUACUCACUGAGGUGAAUCCAUGUGUGGACAGAGAAAAAUCUACACCAGAUUUGACAUUGAAACUUUGA